This is a messenger RNA of Triticum dicoccoides, 932 nucleotides long. RefSeq lists its product as uncharacterized. Bases 100 to 486 code for a protein of 128 amino acids. The record is from RefSeq and is a predicted model, not a curated record. The transcript is spliced from 2 exons. Lineage: Eukaryota; Viridiplantae; Streptophyta; Magnoliopsida; Poales; Poaceae.
GGAGAUGGACAUUGGCGAGCGAAGGAAGAAUCGUCGCUCAUUGCGCUGUGCCUACCACCGCUACUGACGCGCGUGACGACCGCUACCGACGCAGCAAAGAUGCCGGCCGAGGAGCUGCGCCACGGCCCCGUCGGCGCCGUCUCCUGGCUCGGCAUCGCCUUCCUCACCGUCAACUCGGCCAUGGCGAUCCACAGGUCCAAGGGCGACCCGGCCGCGGUCGGCUUCGUCGCCUUCUCCUACCUCGACCUCGUACUGCUCUUCUACUGCCACAGGAGGUUCGAGAGCGCCGCGCCCGGCUCGCCGGCGAGACGCAGGCUCAAGGUGGCCGUCUGGGUCCUCACCACCAUGCUCACGGCCGUUCUGAGCUAUAAAGUCGCGGCUAUCAUGCCGCUGCCCGUGCAGAUCCUCGUUUGGGCCAUGGCCGCCGCCGCCGUCGGAGGAGGAUUCUACGCCUUCUUCCUGUUCCGGGAAGGCAAGGAUGGUUAAGGAAGCAUGGCAGAUAUUUUCUGGGAAAGCCCUUAUUUUGGAUCCUACAUGCUCUAAACGUAGCUGGAAAAAGAAAUCAAAGGUACAUAUGUUCUUUCAGGAAAAAUGGGACGUUAUGGACAAGGUUUGGCACACUCUCACUUCCAGGUCAUUAGCUGCCGCCCCAACUAUUGCCGCUGAGCACGCAAAUGUUCGAGUUUUGUCCUUCUAGGACCAUGGGCACUGAACUCAGGAGGGCGUUCUCUCCGUCAAAUUCUUGUCACGCUACAUGAAACCUUACAUCUAAGCUGCUAAAGUGAAUGAUGGGUAUUAUGUGCAUUGUGUAUUGUGUAUUAUGUAUUAUGUAUGGUGUAGGUAGCAAGCAGCUUCCUUUUGUCCCAGGUCAUGUAAUAUCAUCAGCAAAAAUAGAACUUAAGACAACAAGGUCUUACAUUUUUCUUGUUAAA